AAAAUCAUUCAAUCAUCCUCAAUUUACAAGGCAUUACCCUCUAACGUAAUAAUAGUAUAGCAUUACCUGCCUGUUCAUAUCUUCCUUAUCCAAAACCUAAUUUAUCAAUUUCUUCUACAACCUCCUCCAUGAUACCAAACAGCUAUCGAAAGCGUCAGCGCGUGCCUCACCGCCACACCUCUGCCACGCGCCUCUCCUCCACCGCCACUGUCGUCAAUUCUUUUUCCGACAAAACGGUCUCCGAAUCCUCCCAAAAGCUCCACCGCACCUCCUCCGCCGCAUCCACCAUCACUACCUCUCCCAAUGCCGUUACUUCCUCCUUCAAUGAUCCCUACACCGCUGACGUCUUACUCCGCCUCUUCGUUGAUCGUUCCCCAUUCGAUUCCGACGCCCCAUCCGACUCUUCCCGCCAAUCAGACAUCCAGAUCUAUCUCCACUCCGCCGUCAUCCGCCGCGCCAAAUAUUUCGCGGCGAUUUUAUCCGACUGUUGGCAACACCGAACGAACGCUGACGCCAAGAGCAACAAUGGCGCCGAAGGUUCCAGGAGCAAUGAUAACAAUAAUAACCUAGUUCAUUUAAACCUUGCCGUUGUCGAUGAUCCGAACUCUAUAUCCAUCCAUUUAACCGUCCUCCAACUGCUUUACACCAGCGAUUUCGCGACCGUCAUCGACUCAGCUUCCACCGCACUCGAGAUCCUCCCCGUGGCUCUCGAAUUACUCUUCGAGGAUUGCGUGAAAUCAUGCUUGAGAUUCCUGGAAGCCGUGCCGUGGAGCGAGGAGGAGGAGAAGAGAGUGCUGAGUUUGAUCCCCUUCUUACGCGAGGAAGAAUCGAAGGAACUUCUCGCCAGGCUUUCGCCGGGGAAAGAAGAUUCUUGCGAAGAAAUGUUGCACGGCUUGAUUUUAGCGGCGAUUCAUAACCAUCCUAAUAUGGCGUUCGUUAAAGCGUUUGUGGCUAAGCUUCUGAGGGAUUUUUCGUCGCGGGAAUCGGCGAGGAGGGUUUUGGAGAGGGCCUUCGAGACGAGCUUGAAGGUUGUGAAGGAGAGUUUGGAGGAGUAUACGAGCCCUGAUUUUAGAGGGGAUCAUAAUGAGACGGAGGCGAUCCAGAGGUUGAAUUUGCAUACGGCUAUGACUAAUGGGAGGCAUUUGUUGUGGUUGGUUGAGAGGAUGAUUGAGUUGAGGGUGGCGGAUUCAGCUGUGGUUGAAUGGAGUGAGCAGGCUUCAUUUACGGCGGAUUUGCAAAGAGCGUUUAGGGAUGAUGCUUGGAGGAAUAUUGUUCCGGGACUCCCUGCUGUCGUCCUCCGGUGUACUUGUAAGCUUGCCAAUGCUGUUGCUGCUGGAACAAUAUUGGCUGCUAGACAGGUUAGAAUGAAGCUUGUGAAAGAUUGGCUUCCUGUUCUGCUUGUGUGCAAAGACAAUGUGUCACCUAUGCUACCCAGCCAUAAACCACUGCACCUGGAAUUGGAGGAAACGUUCUUGAGAAUCAUCUCAACGCUGCCGAUGUCAGAUGCACAAGUAUUGUUGCAACAAUGUCUCAGCUUCUCAACCCGAAAUGUUGAAGAUUGCCCCCACUUAAUCACAGCUUUCAAUACAUGGUUUCGCAGAGCAACUCGACCUCCUCAACUCGAAAAUCUUGAUUAAAAAGAAUGGUACUUGCUUAUGGUGGUGAUAGGUGGUUACUGACCCCCCCUUAGUGUCACUCUGGUGAUGGAAGUUCAGUUUUUGUCUGUCCAACUUUUGUGCAUAUAGUAAAGUGGUGCGGUUACGUGUAGAGUCAAAACUGGCUUCUUUGUACAUAAAACUAGAUAUUCUCAAUCCCAAUGUUCCAAUGUAUGUAUGCAACAGAGGCAAAAAAAAAAAUAAACUGAAAGCUUUUGAUGCAGUUCCUUGAAA
Molecule: messenger RNA, 1889 nt
Organism: Gossypium arboreum
Lineage: Eukaryota; Viridiplantae; Streptophyta; Magnoliopsida; Malvales; Malvaceae
Product: BTB/POZ domain-containing protein At1g63850-like
Exons: 2
Coding region: 129-1637 (502 amino acids)
Source: RefSeq, a predicted model, not a curated record